Talaromyces proteolyticus is the source of this 2582-nucleotide messenger RNA. Its product is annotated as CCR4-NOT transcription complex, subunit 3. Lineage: Eukaryota; Fungi; Ascomycota; Eurotiomycetes; Eurotiales; Trichocomaceae. The coding region runs from base 337 to 2172 and encodes 611 amino acids. The transcript is spliced from 3 exons. The record is from RefSeq and is a predicted model, not a curated record. Gene Ontology annotation, cellular component: CCR4-NOT core complex; nucleus; P-body. Gene Ontology annotation, biological process: nuclear-transcribed mRNA poly(A) tail shortening; regulation of DNA-templated transcription.
AUCACAGCCAGCACACACGGCCUGCUAUAAACACAGAUAUGGCCAAAAACGGCAAGGCGGCAAGGCUGCCGGUCAAUGCUGGCACAAGCGACAUGAUUGGUGGCCACACCCAGCAGCUCCACCCGGACAUGUUCUCACUCAAAGACAAGACAAGACAGCAGCACAGCAAGCAGCCUUGACAACCACCAAAAACAAUCAUUGUCUGGUCAUAUUGCACCACUCUAAUAUACGCCAUCUCUCCACUGCACCCCUUGAUUUUAGGUGUGCCCUUCUUACUCGGUUCUACGCCUCGUGGUUUGGGUCGCUCGCCCUUUGUCCAGAUUGCAUGCCGGCACAAUGACAUCGCGCAAGACGCAACAAGAGAUCGAUAAGACCUUUAAGAAGGUCGCCGAGGGCAUCGCGACCUUCGAAGGCAUCUACGAAAAGAUUAAAACUACUACGAAUAUCGCCCAGCGCGACAAGCUCGAGGAAAACCUGAAACGGGAGAUCAAGAAACUGCAGAGGUUUCGGGAUCAAAUCAAAUCGUGGGCGUCUGGAAAUGAAGUCAAGGACAAGACCCCGCUGCUGGAGCAAAGAAAAGCGAUCGAAACAUGCAUGGAACAAUUCAAGGCCGUGGAGAAGGAGAUGAAAACAAAAGCCUUCUCGAAAGAAGGCCUAUCGAAUGCGUCGAAACUCGAUCCAAAGGAGAAGGAAAAGGUUGACACUUGCGAUUUUCUGUCGAGCAUGGUGGACGAGCUCCAACAAAGAAUCGAAGCCAUGGAAGCUGAAGAGGAGGCUCUGUCUGCAUCGAUGAAGAAAGGCAAGAAGGAUACCGUCAAGACGAAUCGAAUGGCAGAUAUUUCGCGGAUUACGGAACGACAUAAGUGGCAUGUCAACAAGCUAGAAUUGCUCCUGCGCUCAUUGGAGAACGGUGUCGUGGAAGUGUCGCAAGUGCUCGAUCUAAAGGACAGCAUCAAAUACUACGUCGAGGAUGGGCACAACAUUGACUACUCUGGAGAAGACGAAACGUUAUACGACGAUGUCGUCUUUGGCGAUGAGGAGGGCCAAUUUGGAAUCUCGCCAGACAACGACCGGGUGUCCUCACAGGAUACACAGUCUGUUCCGGACGAAGAAGUACCUGAGCCACGACCGAAAGCGAAGACCGAUCUGGCGAGCACCCGACGGCCGUCAACGCAAAUGAAAUCCCCCCUCCCUGUUCUCGCGACCCUGCACUCAACGGCGACGGCUGCUACGACAUCGAAUUCCAUGAAGCCGGCUCCCCCGCCAACGCGUUUACCUGGAGAGACAUUGAAAUACGCAUCCGCCGCGGCCGCAGCUGCAGCAACCGAUCGAGGCGUCGGCAUCGCACCACUUCCUCCACCCCCGGGGGCUAGUCCUGCCUCAUCAUCAGCCCUUCCUGUAUCGAAAGCUGGCUCUACUGCUUCUCCGAGCGUGACGUCAGCACAGCUCGCCUCACGGAUAAUUUCGACGCCAGAACCGAGUGAGAAGCCACCCCAAUCCCCGGCACCGUCGUAUCCAGCUAGCAAGGCAGUAUCCUCGACACCGGCUCCAUCGACACCGGCAGCAGAGAAGGCGGAUGUAGCGAGUUCAAAACUACAGGCACAGGCACUCAAUGGAACUGGUGCGGGUAAAGACGAGGAGUCUUCAGAGGAAUCUAUCUACCACCUGCCUCCUGGGCUACAAGACCUGAUCCAAUCAUUCGAAGCGACAAAGAGCCGAGGCGAAGCGGGAGUGUCGUCGCCGGUGAUACAGAGACUGUUGGCAGCAUCGCUCAACUCAUGUCCGGAGCCCGGUGAUGCAGAAAAGCCACGGCAUUACAAACCACAAACGCCAUACAACACGCCGCUGUAUUACCCGCAAGAGCCUUUGCCGAUCUUCGAUGACCAUCGGCUAUACGACACGCAGAGAAUCGAUACGGACACGCUAUUCUACAUCUUCUACUACCAGCAAGGCACAUAUCGGCAGUACUUGGCGGCCAAGUCACUGAAGAACCAAAGCUGGCGGUUCCACAAACAAUUCCAAACAUGGUUCCAACGACACGAAGAGCCGAAGACGAUCACGGAGGAGUAUGAGCAAGGUACAUACCGAUUUUUCGACUACGAAAGUACAUGGAUGAACCGCCGAAAAGCGGAUUUCAAGUUUAUUUACAAGUACUUGGAAGACGAUAUUUGAAGGCCCGUCGAAUGCACUACAUUGGUCAAUAAAAGAGGUCAUUGACAUUGACAGUUGGAUUAACGUGUUCUAAUAUUACAUUUUUCUCGUUUUCGUUUUCGUUUUCGGAUGGGAAUGGGUACGGGGACAAAGGAUAGGCAUGGCUGGCGUGUAUAACCAUGGUUUUUUUUCGCUUUCUCUUCAAAGUCUAUGUCAGAAAACAGCAAACAAAUAGAUAGAACGAUUUGUCCAAGUCAGUCGAACCUCGAACAUAUCACUCUGUCUGUCCUGGUAUAUACUGCGGACUACAUUCAGUAUACAGAACAUAAUUACUGUAGACCAAGAUGGGGAUCACAUGACGUCACCGCACUUGAUAAGUUUCCUAAUCGAUCACGUGCGUUCUUCGAUCCAACUCUUGGCGAUAAUAGUAC